UCCAACACGUACGUUGACACCCUAUUACUACUAGGUAGUCAAGAUUACUGAUUGUCAAAACAAAAAGGUAGUAAAGAUUAUUGCUAAUAUCUUGGUAAACGCUUCGUACCAGUAGUCGGGUUUAGGGUUUACCUGCGCCUCCCGUCGUCCUCGCCGCGCCAACUCAACCCCGUCCACAGUAUUCUGCCAUACAAAGAUGGAUUCAAAUAAGGUGAUUGCUGCUGCUAGUCUAACUGAUGAUCUUUUGGUGGAAAUCCUCUCUCGGGUGUCGUUCAAGUCUUUCUGCUGCUUCAAAUGUGUCUGCAAGGCUUGGCUUGCCUUUGCCUCUGACCCACACUACCAAUGGAAACUGCCGAAAAUUCCCACUGGUCUUUUUCACGGACGCAAAGAUUCAUCUGUUGCCCAACUUGUUAGCCUGUCACCAAACGAUGAGGAAAUUAAUGGAGCUCUUACAUUCUUGCCGCGGCAUGAGCACUUAGAAUUUGUGGACUGUUGCAAUGGCCUAAUUCUUUGUAACUACAAGAGCAGUUAUACUUAUCCAGAAGCUUGCCGCUUCAUUGUGUGUAACCCCGCAACACAGGAGUGGAGGUCACUUCCUGAUAUUCACCUUGGCCCAGAUGACUUCGCCUGUGAUGCUUUUUUGGCCUUUGAUCCAUCAUGGUCGGCACAGUUCCAUGUAUUUAAGUUUCAUGGUUUUUGGGCACUCGAUACGAGUAAAUUUGAGGUGUUCUCGUCUGACCUAUCCACAUGGAUUGUGGAUGCUGCAUGGAGUCCUUUUAUAGACAGUUGUAGUCAACACCACUUUAUAGGAGGAGUGUUGUACAUGCACACAGGCGGGGAUGAAAUUCUGGGGUUGGAGGUAAUGGGUUCUGGCAAACCACCCCGUCAUUUUACUGUGAAGUUGCCGCAUGGCCAUUCGGAUCUCGUAUCUGGUUGUUUUGGUCAAUCAUCAGGGUUCUUGCAGUGUGCACUUCCAGAGGAGAGUGGUCAUACAGUUGCAGUUUUCAAUCUUGAUACUUGUGAUUCCUACAAAUGGUCUUUGAAGUGUCGUCUUAGUAUGGGCAAUCCAUUUGGAAGGGGCGAGUUGCUUCACGGUGGUGCUGCGGGUUGGUUCCGUUGGUGUGAUUAUCAGAUUGUCGCUCUUGAUUCGGAAAGAAAGGCUCUCUUCCUUGUUGACAAGGUUCAAAUGAAGCUUUUUUCGUACAACAUCAUCACUGGGAAACUUAGCAAGAUCAAAGAUGGUUGUCGUACGGACUACCUUUAUUACGUGGCAUGCUACUCAAAACUUUCAGUUCUCUCCUCCUUGGAUCAUAGACAAGAAACUCGUUAAUUAUUCAGGUUGUAGCUGACAAGAAACUUGUUAAGGUUGUGGGUGUUUGUGUCUGUUUCACAAUACAAUGGAUUAGGUUGGUAACAUGGUGUAGAAACAGAAUAACCUCAAUUGUGCCGCAAAUGAGGUUAACUGGCUAAGGACCAUUCUAAUUUAUGCAAGUUGUUGUUCCUAUA
Messenger RNA from Triticum aestivum (bread wheat), 1506 nucleotides. RefSeq lists its product as uncharacterized. Bases 197 to 1330 code for a protein of 377 amino acids. The transcript has 2 exons. Gene Ontology annotation, molecular function: protein binding. Lineage: Eukaryota; Viridiplantae; Streptophyta; Magnoliopsida; Poales; Poaceae. The record is from RefSeq and is a predicted model, not a curated record.